Messenger RNA from Galleria mellonella (greater wax moth), 5313 nucleotides. RefSeq names its product tenascin-like. The transcript is spliced from 8 exons. The coding region runs from base 100 to 2190 and encodes 696 amino acids. The record is from RefSeq and is a predicted model, not a curated record. Lineage: Eukaryota; Metazoa; Arthropoda; Insecta; Lepidoptera; Pyralidae.
CUUGUUUAAAAGCUUAAACAACUUUUUGCGUGUGUGAAGUUUGACACAGAGAGAAUAUACUACUUAAGUGUAAUUGAGAAAGUGGGCAGUGGUUCCAGAAUGGUGUCAAAGUUGUUUUGUGUAUUGUUUGUGCUGUGCUGUUUGGAUUUUGCGUGUCACGUCUCAGCUUUGAAAGCGGGCGAGGGGGUGUGCACAGCGAAAUCAAGUGUUCGUAAAACUAGAACCAGAUACAUAACACAAGCAAAACAGUGUGGAAAGAAAAAAUGCGUUGCAAAAGUUCCGAAACGCGAAAUCUAUUGGGAGACGGUAAAACGAACAGUCUGUUGUAACGGCUGGGAAUACAAAAGCGACAAAGACAUAUGUAUACCACAUUGCAGUACAGGCUGCUUAGGAGGCCGGUGUACAGCCCCCAAUGUCUGCAAAUGUGACCCACCUUCGUACCUUGAUCCAGAACAUAGAAAUGCCUGCAUCAAACCAGUUUGUGAUCCUCCCUGCGUUAACGCAGAGUGUGUCGCUAAUAGCACAUGUAGUUGUAAGAAGAAUUUCACUCAAUUUAAUACAACUCAUUGUUUCCAUUGCGAACCUGGUUAUUCUUUAGACUCAAUAUUCCAAUGUAAACCUAUAUGUACGAAGAGUUGUGAAAAUGGAAAGUGCACUGCUCCAGAUGUCUGUACUUGCUUACCAGGUUUUUCGAAGCAAGGAAUAAGUCAAGACUGUAAACCUGUUUGUCAAAAAUGUGUGAAUGCAAGUUGUACAUCACCAAAUACUUGUUCCUGUUUGCAAGGAUACACGCAACUAAAUAGCACACAUUGUACCCCAAAAUGCGACGAUUGCGAUGGGGUGUGUGUUGGCCCAAACAAUUGCCAAUGUAAUGCUGGUUAUUUAAAAGUGAAUAAUUCCUGUUUGCCGAUAUGUAACGAGACUUGUGUGAAUGGUGUUUGUGCAGAGCCAAAUGUUUGCUCGUGUUUCGAUGGGUAUAUAAAGAAAGAAGGAAGCUCACACGAAUGUUAUAAGUCCUGCACCAUGAACUGUACAGGAAGCUGCAAUGCUCAAGGCGAAUGCGUGGAGAAAAACUGCUAUUUUACAGUACCUACCACCAAACUGAACAGAUAUCGGAUAAGAGAGAAACACCAAAAUUUAGUGGUAUACUGCUGUUCGGGUUGGUACUAUGACGUGAAAACUGUUGGUUGUAAACGCACCGUGGACAAUGCCUACACAGAAGCUGUAAUAUGUGAGGAUCCGUGUUUCAACGCUAAAUGCACACACAACAAUACGUGCGAGUGUGACACCGGGCACAGACGGAUCAACCAAACUCACUGUGCUUCAGAAUGUCCGGCUCAAUUCAUCAACGACCCUCACACACUGAACUGCACAUGCGAACCUGGUUAUAGCCAAGACCCAAACAACGAUGCAAAAUGUCUACCUAUAUGCGAGAAAAAUUGUGAAAAUGGAGUGUGUAUUGCACCGAAUAAAUGCGAAUGCAUUCCAGGAUACGAGGAAGUGGACAGCUGGAGAUGUAAGCCAAAGUGUUCGGAAUGUGAAAACGGUGAAUGCCAAUCACCAGAUGUGUGCAUAUGCAAUGAAGGAUAUAAUUUGAAUAAUAGAAGCAAGUGCACACCCAUAUGCCGCGAUGGAUGCAUCAACGGAAUUUGCUCAGCUCCCAACGAGUGUCAGUGUGAGGAUGGUUACAGAAACAAUUCGACGGUACCACACAUCUGUUAUAAACCCUGCAAUAGUGUUUGCAACUAUGGUACUUGUAAUGUUCACGGGGAAUGCAUUUGCGAAUUAGGGUUUGAACUCGACGGCGAUACUUGCAAGCCAAUUACACCGGAGGAAGUCAACGAGCCAACAGGACUUGCGUCUCCAACAACGUUGGCCGGUCUAGAACUUUCAUGGGUAUUGUCCGGAGUUUUGAUAAUUCUGCUGGUGGUGAUCCUAGUGGUGAUCAUGCAAAGAAUUUGGCAGAGGAGAAGGAACCUAGAACUUAAAGCCUCUGCAGAAUAUAAUGGACAACCCAGUGUAAUAUAUACUGUGCCUAACACACUAAUACGGCGUGUUAGUGAAAAUGACGAAAACGACAAUAUGGAGGAUGAAGACUCACAGGACUGUGACGCCACAUCCACAUACGAGAACGUGGAGGACGAGGCCGAAGUCCGGGAACGAUUGUUCAAAGUCGGUACGCAUUUGUAAUAAUGACAAUUCCCAUUUUGAUUGUGUAAUGUCAGUUUAGUUCAGUACAUAUUUGUAAUAAUGAUAAUCAGAUGUGCCUAAUUGGAUUUGUGUAUUGUAAAUUUAGCGCGGUAAACAUUUGUCAUAAUGACACUGUACCUAUUUCGAUCGUGUAAUGUCAGUUUAGCGCGGUACACAUUUGUCACAAUGACACUGUACCUAUUUCGAUCGUGUAAUGUCAGUUUAGCGCGAUACACAUUUGUCAUAAUGACACUGUACCUAUUUCGAUCGUGUAGUGUCAGUUUAGCGCGGUAUACAUUUGUCAUAAUGACACUGUACCUAUUUCGAUUGUGUAGUGCCAGUUUAGUCCGGUACAUAUUUGUAAUACUGAUAAUUCGAUGUGUCUUAUUGGAUUGUAUAAUGUCAGUUUUACUGACUGUCGAUAAGCGCCUGUAUAAAACGGCGAUAUUUUGUUAUUGUGAGAAUUUUGUUCCUUUUUCAAAUCCAAGAGAUCUUAUUUAAGAGGAGUAUUUUUCAAAAAAUAUGAGUAAGUGCUGAAAAAUUAUAAAAAAAAUUAGCUGACAGGCAAGAGUGAAUUUUUGUCACACAGUUUGAUAUGUACCUAACAAUUUAAUAAGCAAAAUUCUCUACUUAUCAAAAUAUUUUAUGCUUUAUAUGUUUGAUUACUCCACGGUCAAAAGUAGAUAAAUAAGUGUUGAGUGAAAUUAUAACUGUCAGUUACUAAAUUAAAAUAUAAAAAUAUUAUAAAUGUGGAUGUGUGUUUGUUUGUUACUUAUUGGCGCCAUAACAGCGCAACUAUUCUUCACAUUUAGUAUAUAUAUAAAAUUCGGAAUGAAGAAGCUGAUCGUAAUCAUGUAAUAAAAUAGAUGUUACACAUUUUACUAUAGUUAACGUAGACCCACCGAGUCUGAACUCGUUAGAUUAGUCUCGAUGUAGUUAGUUGAUGUGCCGAACAACCCCCUCGACAAGGUAGAAACAAAUCUAUUUAUAGUUAUUGCUCUGGCCAUUACUCACAUGCAUGGCCGUAGCUGGGGGGGGGGGGGCAUUGAAGGGCAAUGCCCUACCUUAAAAUAAAAGGCCCCAAGAAAAUUAGACAGAUUUGCCUUUUUGUAGUCAUUUAAUUAUGGCUUCUGCCCUACCUUAAACUUGAGUCUGGCUACAGCCCUGCUCACAUGUGAAAGAACAAGACAGCGCACAUUGCCAUUUCAUACUAUUUCUUAGACUUGCUAGCGAUAGCGAUUCUAUCAAUAGAUUCGUUAGUAUUUUGUCUACGGAGGCUGGAUACGCUGAUGGAUAUUGAAUGUUAUGAUGUAUAUAUAUAUAUAUAUAUAUAUAUAUAUAUAUAUAUAUAUAUAUAUAAUAAUUUUACUAAAAUUUAUAAAAUUAACACAAUAAACGACUGUUACGAGUAUGUAACAUUAAUUGAAAAUUUAAAAAAAAAAUGUAAGACAAAAUUACGUUAAAUAUUAAGUAACGUGCAGUUUCAGGGAGAUUUUAUUUUUUUAUUUUAUUUAUAUUGUUUACUCUGUCGUCAAUCGUCCGCGGCGGAGGAUCGGCGACUAAACAUUUGCUAAAUGUGGUGCUAGCCUUAAUGUAAGUUAAUUUAAGUAUGUCUUCAUAAUAUUGUUAAUAUAUUUUAAUUAUGUAUUAGUUAUAAUAAUGUAAAAUGUUACAUACUUGAUAUAAUACUUACAAUUUCCUCAAACGGCUAGUCAGAGAUGUGUAUGAAUCAUAUAAUAAAUGAUAUGCAAUUCAUAAAAACAUAUUUUGUACACAAUCUUGCAAAUUGUCAAUGUCAUUAAUCAUAAGAAGUGACACUCUUGUAAUGUAAGAAACAUUGCAAGGAUGUCACUUCUUACGGUAUAAGGUUGGUUUAAAUCCAUUUGCAUUUUUCCGACACACACGAAAAAGGAAGGGGUGGCCUAUUCUAUGCCGGGACAACACAUAUUCUAUGCACAUAACCUUGCAAAAUCUCAUAAGAAAUGACAUUCUUCCGACAUGUUACAUUGCAAGAAUGUCAUUUCUUACGGCAUAAGGUUGGCAUAAAUCCAUGUGUAUUUCGACCACGUAAUAUAAUACUCAUAUUAAUAAUUUUUUUUUAUUACCAUUUAGUAAUAAGCUUCUUGUCACUGUAUUAAAUACAAUUAUACGCUACAUGCAUUGUUAUAAUGAUUUUAAUUAAAAAGUUACAUGUAAAUUGAAAGUGACUAUAGUUAUGUCAAUUUUACAAAAAAUGACAAUGAGCUCGAGUUUGGAAAGAUGUUCUCUAAGUAUUAAUACCUUAAAUAAUUUUAUAACAGGAGAAAUUUUUAUUUUAAAAACUGAUUUGUAAUAAAUUUCUAAAAGAUUUAAGUCAUUGUAAAUUUAAUUCAUGAUAGUUCAUAAAAUAGUGCAUUUGUAAAAAUAUUAGAUUACAAUAAUUUUAGCGAUUGCUUCUAUAGAAGCGACCUCAACAUUUUACUUUUAAUUUUAUUUAUAAAUAAAUAUUUAAAUAAUAUAAAUAUUUAUGAAAAAAAUAUGUAUUUAUUUAUAUAUGUAUGUAGUCUUCGUUUAGAAAUUGAAUCAACAAUUUCUUCCUGAAUUAACAUUAAAGGAAAUUAACAAUCAUUGAUACUUUGUAUUUUGAGAAUGUAAGUACCUACAUAGGGUAAAUAUUAUGUUUGAUUAUUUUUUGUUAUUAUUAUUUUUUAAUAUCACAGUUAAUGUAUAUACAUAUAUAAUUAUUAACAAGAUAAAAUUUAGAAGGCCUUUCACUUCACGACGGUUUAAAAAAACAUAUAAUAAAGUAUAUAAUUGAAAAGAACUCAAAAUUCCUCAAUUAUUUGGUCUCAAAGGUACUUAAAUAUUGUGACUAAAUUUACUUUUUAAUAACUUAAACUGUUUAGUUUUUAUUUUUAUAUAUUUUUUUUUGUAUAACGUUUGUUUCAAAAUCAAUCAUAAAAUAAUGUAAGAUUUGUGAUAAAGACAAAAACGUUUUAAAAUAAUAAUAUUGAAUCUCUCUAAAUAUUUUUGAUAAAAAUCGGUCAAGUAUUUUUCUGUAUUAUUUAUUUAAUAUGCACCUAUUUUUAAUUAAAUAUAAGGUUAUUUUAAUUAUUUUGAAAAAAUAAAUGACUUUCAAACUAA